UUUUUCUUCUCUACAGUCAGUCUCAAUUUGACUCACAUGUGAGGAAUGUCACUGAGAGAAAACUGGAGUUUUAACUGAGGGAGAAGAUUUAUUCUAGGUUCUUUUGAAUGUGGUGUAGCGUUUUAAAUUGGCUUUGCAGCCUGGGCUCAUGACUGGUAACGAGAAAAAAAAAUAAACAGGCGCUCUUCUCAAAUGAAGUCAUUUUAUUCUGGUGGUGUUAAACACUGCAGCCAUGGCUGACCUGAGGCAAAAACAUUCCCAGCCUGAUUUCACACAGGAGCUCUUCAGCUAGAAAUUUGCUCACACCUUUUAGAAAUCUUGAGUUUAUAGUCUUCGUUGUUUCAGGAGGUUCAGACUCCAUGUGAUGCCAUAAAUGUGUUUAACUCCUGAAUUUAAGGCGUUUUUCCACUCAUCUGACAUGAUAGCUACUGUAGUUUGUUUGCAUGUCGCCAGUUGGCUACACAAUGAAUGAACAUGGCAACUGUAGACAUUUCAUUUACUCACCUCUUCAAAAUAAAGCAAAAAUGAUUCAUGUGCAUAAAAGGCAGAAAACCAUGCCUUUUUCAAUUUCACAUAAUGUGCAGUACUGCCCGCAAAAGUACUUAAAGCCCUUGAUUUUUAUCCAUUUAUUUACUUUUACAUUUUCUCAAGCAAAAUCCUAAAACUAGGUAUAUGUUUUUACGAGAUAAACCAACACACAGCAGUGGAUAAUUGCAAAGUGGAAGCAAAUUCAAGACUUUUAAUUCUGACAAAUCUCUGGUAAGUGCAGCAUUUUGCUCUGACGAAUAUAGCAAUCGAGUUUACAGACACAAGUUGGACAUUUGUUGAUACCCCAAAUAUUCAGAUGAUCUGUACAAGACAGCUUCUUUACUUUUAUGCAUAUUAGAUUUACAGUUUGGCUAUUUUACUGGGUAAAAAAAUGUUACAUAUAAAGAAAAUCUUGACUAUUUUAACGGAGGCACACUAAAGGUACAAACUAAAACAUAACCCAAAGUGCAUGCAUGAAAAACGACAGAUAUAACUAUAUAUAGGUCUCUGUUUUGGUCUGUAAUGUAACAUUAGUUUAAUUUGACCAGACUCACAGGCAUUAUAAACCCAAGGGCUUCAAAUGUAAUUUAUUCAGCUGAAUGUUUCCUGUUUUGUAUUAAAUUAUUCCUGGUAUGACUUUUAACGGAGCUGUUUUUGCAGCAUGUUCCUGAAAUGUGCCACCAACCAUGAUGUACAAUAACAAGCUUCUGCCCUUUCAUGUGUCUCCAAAAAGAGGCCAGGUCAGUUCUUGUUGGAAAGCAGAAUCAGAUAUACAGUAUGACCCUUAUUCUACAGCAAGGGGACGUGUCCUAUGGUUAUUUAUUUGGCAGGUUUACAAAAACGCUUGAGGAUUGAGGUUACAUAACACGGUUCCACAUGGGCAUUGCUGUAUGUUGCUUCACUUUGGCCACAUAAUUACUUCUUCAGCUUUCAAACAGCCCUGCUGAAACUUUGACUUUCUGCUUCUGUGUGGCAGUGGGGCUUUAGAUCUGAUGUCCAGGUUUUUCCAGUUGUUCUUAAAGGCAGGAUCUCAUGGGGACGCAGUUAUCCCUGAGGUAAUAACACAGAGGAUGGAUGUGGACGCUGUGGACACUAACAAAGCCCAGAAGAGCUGGACAAAUGCCCCAAGAAAGGAUGUUAUUAAAACAGUCAACUCCCAUUAGUUGCAGUUUCUGUUAUUAAUUUUACACAGUUUGAACCCGUGGAUAUAAAUAAAAGUGUGCAGCAAAGAAAGGAAGUCUUUCUCUAAACAUGCUUGCGGACAAAAAGCAUUCGAGCUGAGGGAAGAGUGAGCUACACAAUGAGGCUAGAUAAAAGAAGAGUUCAAGCCUCAAAGACACUAAACAUGACAGAUGUUUUGGAGUGGAGGAGAUGAAAGCAGAGGGAUACACAUCACAGAGCAAAUGUGAGAGGAAAGAGAGAAAGAAGAGCAAAACACAACUGUGGACUUUACAGCUCUAGGGAAGUGUGUGUGUGUGCAUGAUGAGGAGGUGGGUGAAGAGGAGAGAGGAAAGCCGUGGUUGGAGGUUUCAGAAGCAGGAGAGAGAGGUGGAGGAGGGAGAUGGGAGAGGCUGGAUUACAGAAGCAGAGAGCUGGAGUGUCUGAGAGGCUUUACGCUCCUGUGGAGAACGAACCACGAGGAGCAGAGCUCCUCUUCCUCCUGCUACCGGAGAGGUUCAUGCUGGAUUUAACUUCCACCAAGUCGACACUUUAAACCUGGAUUGUGUUUCCUUUUAUGCAACUUUGUCUGCACAAAUGCUCCACGGUCGAUGGCAGCGGAAAUGGUGGUAAGAUGAUCCAGUUAGAUGAAUGUACUAUCUGUUGCAUCAUGUUGUGUGUUUUGUAAUUUGUGUUCAAGAAUCAUAUUUAUCUCCAGUGAUUGUCUGAAUACUGAAUUACUUAAAUACCAAAUAAUUCAGUACUAAGUAUUGAUUUGAUUGGUUUGCGGGCAGACAUAAAUUGGAUCAUCACAAUGACCUUCACUACAUUGUGAUAAUCCAAUGAAUUAAAAUAAGGUUUCAAAACAUUAAUUUAAGUUUUAAUAAAGCUCAUUUUUACUGUGUUUGUAUUACUCGGAGUCAAUAAAAAUCACUCUAAAGUAAUAACCAAACCUUGUGUGCUAAGACUGAAGUGUUUAAUCAAUGAAACUGUUGGGUGGAGUCUUGUGUAAUGUCAGUCCGUUGAGUUGUGUUGCUGCCAUCGACACGGCGCAGCGAUGAUGUUCGUUGCCAGCGUGUUAAAGAGACCAGGAGUCACUAAGAGAGAGGAAGAGGCAGGCACAUGUCCAGAGUGACAACAUUUUCAUUUAACUCAUUUCAGCUGUCAAUUCAGUUCUAAUCAGUGGAGUUUAGCUGCAGUCUGCAAGUUAAUGUUUGAAUAUUAAUAGCUUAUUUUAAUCUUGUCAAUGCUCAAUAAGCACUAAGAGAAGCUUGGUGGAUGAAGCAGUAACGGUUUCGACUGUGUGCACUUUGAAACAAGUAAUGGUAUUGUAUAUUUUUGGUUAGUUUGUUAAUAUUUCCAGAAUUCAAAUGAAAUUUUAGAAAGAAAGAUUAUCAGAAUUGAUUUAUUUUAUUUCUGCUAGUUUCCAAAAAUACACUGUUCACCAUAGAAAUUGAAUUAUUUUUGACAUAUCCCACUUACUUUGGUGGUUUAAUUUCCUCUUUGAUGUAUUCACACAGAUGGGUAAAAAUAAUUUUAUAUGAGCUUUGUAAGCAAAUCUGGUAAAUGUACAUUAUUUUGUUAGGCAUGCAGUCAUGUAUUUUUUAAGAUCUUAGUUUAUCUUACAUUAAUAUUAGGUGGCUUUUCUGCAUCAAAUGAACUAUGUAUCUUUCAAAUGUUGAAGUUAGUAAAAAAAAGUAAACAGAAUGUAGUUCGGCCUGAUUUGAAAUAAAGUAUUAUCUAGUGCGUGUUUGUAUUUUUGUAACAAUUCAUUUUAUAUGUCAACAUGUACAAUAUAUAACCUGCAUGCUUUAAUAGAUAGCACAAAGUAAUUAUUCAUGCAAUAAAAAAAAAUAUGAGUCGACGUUGUUUAUUUAAACAGUGAACGCAGGAAUGGCGUGAAAAAUGUAAGCAAGGCCAUAAUAUGGUGACAGACACAAAACAAAAAACAUGAAAGCUUCUUUGUGUGCACUUGUCAAACACAAAGGGAACCUGGACAGACAGGAUGACAGGCCGAGAUGUGAGGAGAAAGUCCAGAUUCUGCCUGCAUGCUGGAUCAGAGAGAGCCUUGGGCGGUUCAGUGCAGACCCGUCCAGCACGCUUAGUACUACCCGUGACCUCUGUGUGUUUGUAGGCGACCUGGCCGGAGAGUCCUGACCGGGCCCCGGAGGUCCUCCUGCAAAUGCCCGAACCCGUCAGUCAGGGACAAAGCCCUGUCAAAUCUCAUUCACUGCAUGCAUGGAAAACAGAUAUUCAAGCACAAAGUUCUCCAACGAACAAGAAUAUUCUAUUUUUAAAGCAACUUCUCUCAUUUUGAAGAAAGCAAAUAUUUGUUAGCAUUCUUUAAGUGCAACACUGAAAAUCGAUUUCUGUAUUGUGUUUAGUCUGAGGGCUUGGGAAUUUCUUUAAGAUACAUGUGUUCAGAAUAAAACUAUUGAAAAUAAAAGUUCAUUAAAAGCAUCUGUGUGCGCGGCCAACAUGCAGCUGAACGCAUGCAAAUAUAUUUCUCCCUACAACUUUCACUUAUUGGACAUUUUCACUCUAUUGUGUCACCACAAAAUGUGAUUAAUGCUGCAUUUCUCAGGCCAUGCACAGUUAAAUCUCUGUCUACUGGUUGUGAAGACUUUAUCUUUCUAACAGCUGCAUGUCGUGUGUGUGUGUGCGUGCGUGUGUGCGCGUGCAUAUGUGUGUGCUCUGCCUCUGCUGUUAGCUCCUUGCGUUACGACGCCUGAGGUUCUGCCGCAGGGAUGACUUCCGCUUGUCAUCUUUACUCAAGGAAGGCCAACCACUUCACAUCAUGGUUUCCUGAGCCAGUUUUCUGCCAACACUUCACAGAGAUUAUUACCACUCUGGGCCAUGACUGAGCUGCUUCCCAACACCAGCAUUCCCGUGGGCACCGCAGCUCUCCUGGUGACCUCUGACUGUCCGUUUAACCUCACUGCGGCUGCGCAGACGGGACAUGGCUCGGGCCAGUCACUUCCACCCCUCUGCACCUUCUGCUGCUGUGGGAUGCUCAACCGCACCCUUGCGGUGGCGUUCAUGGUCAGCCUGGCGUUUGCUAUUGUGGUUGGAAAUGUGGUUACUCUGACAGUCUUUGUGCAAACUAGGCAGUCGAGAACACCACAAGGGUACUUGAAAGUGUCCCUGGCCAUAGCAGACAUGAUGGUGGGUGUUAUCGUGGUUCCUUUCUCUGUUUUCACUGAAAUCUCUCUGAUGGUGACCAGCGCUCCUCCCUUGUGGUACCAGGGUGGUACAUCGGCAUCCUUCAGCGACAUGGGGAGCCCCUGGCAGCCCUGCAUGCUCAUUGGUCCCGUGUUUGCGGGAUGCACCUUUGUCUCCAUCAGCACCAUCUUCCUGAUGACCCUGGAGCGCAGCGUGGCCAUCCUGUGGCCGCUCCACAAAGACGCGCUGGUGACCAGAAGACGAACGCUGCUCCUCAUCCUGCUGUCCUGGGCAGCCAGCUUCCUGCUGGCUCUCGCCCCUCUCAUCUUCAGCAGCAACUUCACUUUGGAGUACAAUGAGUGCAGUCGCAUGUGCAACUACGCCCCACUGUUGUUUGGCGGCCGGCUCCCGCCUGACGCCAACAUUUUGCUGCUGUUCCCAGCAUUCGACUUCACACUUCUGGGUGGCACAUUAGCAGUUAAUAUUGUGUCCUUCACAAGCAUCCGCCGAUACACCCAAAAACGCAAACUGCUCUCAGAGGGGAGUCUGAGUGACGGAGGAGGAGGAGGAUGCUCCCACAGACCAUCAUUCUCAGACAUUAAGGCUGCAAAGACAAUUGGCAUACUGACAUUUGCCUUCACAGCAUCCUUCUCUCCAAUCGCGGUGUUUGUGCUCGGAAAUGUGGUGGGAUACACGUGGUGCAACUUUUCUUUUCUCGCCUUCUGGAUUCUGACAGGAAACAGCUGCUGUAAUGUCAUCAUCUACAGUGUGAGGGACCACCGCUUCAGGAAGGGGGUGACCCUGCUUUUUCAAAGAGAGCAGUCCCCUCCCCACGGUGAGAAGACCUGAGGACCGUGUUAAUUUAUUCUGUUUUCGCAAGCACAGUUUUUGUGGCUUUGGUCCAAAAUAUUAAAUGAUUGCAAUCAUUUUGUCCAAAUGAGGAUCGAUGUGCAGCGUCGAGGCUUUGCACAAGGGAGAAAAUGUGGAAACAGUCCAUGUUUUCUCCAGAUCUGCUCCAGAUCUGGGCAGUCAUGCAGGUUGGGAGCUUUUACCAUAAAGAUGCAUAUUCAAGUCCAGUCGCAAACAAAUUCAGGUGAAUCAACCACAGGUCAACGUUUUCAGAGUUGCAUGAAUGUUUCAAGUUGCAGUAACACUUACUCAGCUGAGAAUGUAGUAAAAUUGAGGAGAUCAUGAUUUUCAGUUGCAAGUCAGAGUUGAAGAUGCCAUGAUUUUAACUUUCAGACACAUUCAAAGAUUGUAAGAAUGCCGUUCUUGGUUUUGCCAUACAGAGUCAAAGAGUGGUGAAGUUCAUCAUUAUAAAUUGCUAUUAUUUCAGAGGAAAUGACAGAUCUCUUCAUCUCAUUAAGAUAUGAGUCUAUUCAUAAACUAAAGGUGAAUCACUGUAAGGUCACAAUGAAGGUGAAAAUAUCCAAAACUGCAGUUCACUGAUUGACCACUGGAUGCCAGCUUUGAAAGCAGAAGGAAAAAUUAUUUGCGGUAAUUUUUUGUUGUUCUUUUGCACUGCCUUGCAAAGACAUUACUGCACUUUGAAGUUGUCCAUGUUUUGUCAUACUAAAACCUCAACACCAACCUAAUUCUGUUCUUAUCAACCUUUUUGACAAAAAAAAGCACAACCAGUUGCUGUCAGAAGUCGCCUAAUUGUUAAAUACAAUCAAUCUGUGCAUAAUUUAAUAUCUGUUUAAAACCAGGACUGCAUCCAUGAAAACUGGGUUAAUUAUAUAACUGAAAUGAUUUAAAAUGUGUUAGGUAUUGAUCUAAGAGCCAAAUCCUUACUGUAACUGCUGCCUAAUAGAAAUACACAAUAUCCAAUGAUUUUUAAUAAAAUCCCAUACUGACUCAUCCUGCCUACUUUUAAAUUUUAGUCAUCGUGGCUCUUUGAAAAACUUAUGAAGUCACUCUUGCUCUUUCUGUGGCUUUUAGUGAACUGUCUGUAACUGAUCCCAGAACAAGUCAAUUUUACUAAUUUCCUUCAGGCGGAUUAUGUUAAAACUGGACACUUCUGUUUUCAUUCUGGAAGCAGCUAAAAGCAAGAGUGAUUUAUUUUGGUGUUUUUCUGGGUAGGAGUGAGUAUCGAGUGAAGCAGGUCGGGUAUCUUGGUAUCAGGUCUUAAUGAGAAGAAGCAGGAGAUGGUUUGACACAUCAGAGCUUCAUCUGCAGUAAGAUUGGCUUUCCUCCAGUCUGUUGUUUUGAACAGCUAAACAAAAAGGCUAACCUCACACUUUUUGGUACGUCUGCAUUCAAGACAUCACCUGUAGUCAUGAGAUGUGGAUUGGAACUAAAAUAAUAAGGAGCCUGACACAAGUGGCUGAAAUGAAUUUCAUCAAGUUGAAGGCAUGGCUCCACCCUAAACUUAAGGAGAGGAACUUCAUUAUACUGAAAAAGAAAUGCUGCUCCUCUUCAUCAACAAGAGCCAUCGAGCUCUGGAGAGGAUAGGGACAAAAACGGUUUUGUUCCCGUCCUGGAUCUGUUAUUUCUGCAAUCCAGCUACUAAGUCAGCUGGUCAGGAUACUCAUUUGUCAUUGAACUCUAUGGUAAUUAAAAAAUGUUUGUACAAAGAUUUCAUACACAAUUAUUUCUCUGGAUAAAAACACAGUUAGACUCUCUGAGAUUUUUGUAUUUUGUAUGAAUUUUUAUCUCCAGUUUGCUAACAUGCGUCACUAUAAAGAGUGAUAACUUAGCACUAUUGCCUCCCAGAAAGGAGGAGGAGGGGCCACCAGAGUUUCUGUGUGGAGUUUGUAUUUUCUGAUACAAGCAUGAAUAGAUUCUCUUCGUCCUACCCCCGACAAACAUGCAUGUUAUGUUAAGUGGACACUCUAACUUGCUCCCAGGAGUGAGUGUGUGUGUGUG
Poecilia reticulata (guppy) is the source of this 7716-nucleotide messenger RNA. NCBI's taxonomy places the organism in Eukaryota, Metazoa, Chordata, Actinopteri, Cyprinodontiformes, Poeciliidae. The record is from RefSeq and is a predicted model, not a curated record.